This is a messenger RNA of Penicillium vulpinum, 1989 nucleotides long. Its product is annotated as putative bZIP transcription factor. The record is from RefSeq and is a predicted model, not a curated record. Bases 1 to 1989 code for a protein of 662 amino acids. Gene Ontology annotation, molecular function: DNA-binding transcription factor activity. Lineage: Eukaryota; Fungi; Ascomycota; Eurotiomycetes; Eurotiales; Aspergillaceae. The transcript is spliced from 2 exons. Gene Ontology annotation, biological process: regulation of DNA-templated transcription.
AUGGCACAAUAUUUCCAGUCUGAAUUCUACCAACAAUCACCAUCGUUAGACGUGACACCAGAAGACGACGAGAUGAGUGUGUUGGAUGACAGAAUCUUGGACCCAGGUUCUGAAGACCUUUCCAACAACCGCCGUGCCUCCUAUGACGCCCCAUCCGCCUACUCACAUCGGGAUUCCGUCUGGUCCAGCUACUCAAAUACUAGCGGCCAGUCACAGUCAAAUUCGCAUUCACAGCUCGGGCAUGCCAUGAUGAGCUCGGCGGGUUCCUCGUACAUGCCAAUCGACGGCCCGCAAUUACCUUCCUACCCACAGGCAUCGUGGUCCAUGUCGCGGUCAGAUUCAGACUCAGGCUCAGGCUCAUGUACUCCGACCAUGCACUAUGAUCACUAUGCUACCAAUGGAGACCAGAGCGCUAACGCUCCUUUUUCCGGUGGUGCGGUUGGACCCGUCAACACUAUGCCAUUAAACCCCGUCUCGUACGGUGGGAGUAUGGCAUUUCCCACUCCUGGCAGUGUCGCCAUGUCACCGCAAUCAAGCCAGGGCUGGAUGCCGGCACCCAUGGAUCCGGCCGAGGCAGAGAUGCACUCGAGAAGGAGCCCGAGGUACCCUGCUGCUUUCCCGCAGCGUCGGGGAGAAGGAGUUCGGAAGAGGAAUUCCCGCAUUCCAAUCUCCGCUGAACUGACCUUGGACAAUAUCGAUGACGCGAUCAGGGAGAGCACCGACGAGGAGAAGAAGAAGGAGUUCAAGGCUAUCAAACGACUGCUGCGAAAUCGAUGUGCAGCGCUUCAAUCUCGUCAACGCAAGAAAAAGGAAGCUGAAGAAAAAGGAGAGAAGAUUAAGGAACUUGAAAUCCGGAUCAGCGAACUGGAAGCAAUGAUCAAGCAACUGAAAGCAAUGAUCAAGCAGCCAGAAGCAAUAAUCGAGCAACUGAAAGGAAUGAUCGAGCAACUGAAAGAGGAGUUGCAGAACAUGCAGAGGGCAAUGGACAACUUGAAGUACGAGAUUCACCAGUUGAACCUCUACAAUGCGCAGUUGACAGAGCACAUCCAACGCCAGGACAUGGAGAAAGAUGAAAUUAUCCUCAGGAACACGCGCGAGACAGCCAAUCUGUUGAAGAGGAAUGCCAUACUGGAGGAGACAAACAAGAGACAGGAGGAGAUAAUUAACCAGCUGAAGCGCGGCGUAAAUCCCGCUCAAGAAAGCCAGUCUGGUGAAUUCACCAGCUUCGAGAACCCCACCAUGGAAAGCCAAUCGUGGGACGACUUGAUGGUUACUGGACCUCCUGUGCAACCAGAGUGUGUCCAAACCCCCCGUUCUCAGGUUGGCCAGCAGGUCAAGGCCCCGGAGAAAUCCACCAACGGGUCAGACCUGCCGAUCAACUGGAAUGCCUUCUGCAUGUUCCUGCUUCUCGGUGCCUUCUGCGCCUCAAACAGUACCUCCCUACCGGGCCACUCCCUAACCCAACUCUCCGAAGAGUAUCGGGCCGAGUCAGCCAACGUACUGAAAGCAAUGCUAGGCUCAUCACCGGGCCACGAGGUGACCCACUCCCACUCCAUCAACCAUGUGACAACAACCGGGCCUACACCGGUGACAAUCACCGGCAUGGAGAUGGCACAGAUGGGAUCUGCGCAACCCAUCCCCUCAAAUCUAGACCAGCUGCACAACACGUUCGCGAUGCCGACAGAGGAGCAGGAGCGCGAGCAGGUGUUCACAAUGAACGCGAACCAGUACAACUCCCUGACGACGUUCGAGGAUGAUAGUGUAGACUUCAAGCCACAGCAGCCAUCUACUCUGCAGCAGGCGUUUGCUGCGAUGCGUGACACCGUCGCACAGCAGAGUCGUAUGCACUCCGCUUUGUCUUCGGAUGUGCACUCUAGAUCAUUGAUGUGGGACCGUGUGCCUGAGAAGGUUGUCCGGGAUUUCCGCCGUAUGAUGAAGGGUCAGGAUCACGAUACUCCCGUGAAGGUGGAGGGUAUUUUCUAUUCUUGA